AUUAGUUAAUUGACAAUGCAAGAGUGGGACAUUUACAUCUUCAUCAGUCCCUGGUACAUCCUUUAAAAAAAGGACACUCCCACAUGUAAAUGUGGGAAGACCGGUUAUGUUUCCAAGCUGAAAUUCAAAUUCAGUUGGUCAGUCUCUCAAGACACCGCAAGGCAGGUUGUCUUUCACAUGCUCACACAUGUUUGCUCCCAGAACUGCAUGCUGCACAGGAUAAAAAUCAGUACUAACACAACUUCAACAAAGCAACAUUCUCCGGGAGCAGAAGGGAGGACUUGCCACUUUCCUAUCGGCGCUGGCUAUUCUCGGGUCGGUGCUUCAGACAGACACCAGCAUGGGGUUGUUUUUUUCAAAGAGUGACUUCAACAAGAUUCCCACAGUGAUUAUGAUGGGCCUCGACUCCUCUGGGAAGUCCACCCUGCUCUACACAUUCCAGAAAGAGGAGGUGAUGAAGACCUCCCCCACCGUGGGCUUCAAUGUGGCAACUCUGAAUGUGGACAAGAACACAGCCCUGACAGUGUGGGAUGUGGGCGGACAAAGCAAGAUGAGGGCCAACUGGAAGUACUACCUGGAAGGCUGCAAGGCCCUGGUGUUUGUGGUGGACAGCAGCGACCGGGCUCGUAUCAGAGAGGCCCACAAGGUGUUGAAAGUGAUCCUGUCAGACAACAACAUGAAGGGAGUUCCUCUGAUGGUUCUGGCUAACAAGAAGGACCUCCCCAACACCAUGACUAUCAGAGAGGUGUGUAACCAGCUGGAUCUGCCAAACUACAAGCACAGGGCCUGGGAGAUCCAGGCAUGCAGUGGUCUGAAAGGACUGGGUCUCAAGCAAGCCUUCCUCUCCGUGGCCAAACUUGUCAAGAAGGGUUGAGACGAGACUGUACAGUUAGACCUGUGAGGGAUACUUCACCAGCUGGAAAUGGACUGAAACUGAGCAAAUCUAAAUCUAACCACACUAACACGAGCACUUAACUUUAGUUCAGGCAGUGGCGUGUUUAAUAACACCAGAUAAGCUACAUUAUGAAGGCAAUAUGCUCUUUGUGAAAUGCAGAUAAUGGAUAGGCGAUUGUGGAUGAACAAGGAUUAAUUUUAUUCAAUCACAGAAAUUAACUGUUCAGCAAUCCUCAAUGUCACCAUUUCAGCAUGUUGUAUGGAGUUCUCAACAUGAGACUGAACCCUUGAAUUUACAGCACUUACACAUGACUUAAGUGAGACUGCAGAGUACUGUAAAACAGAGAUUAGAAGAAAGGUACACUUUGAUUAGCAUCUACAUAGUUUUUUUAAUCACAUCUACAUUGUUUUUUAAUCACUCUGAGUAAUAAAACAUGCUAAACUAAA
This is a messenger RNA of Esox lucius (northern pike), 1341 nucleotides long. It is a transcript of the gene arl11, whose product is annotated as ADP-ribosylation factor-like 11. Lineage: Eukaryota; Metazoa; Chordata; Actinopteri; Esociformes; Esocidae. Gene Ontology annotation, biological process: vesicle-mediated transport; intracellular protein transport. Bases 341 to 874 code for a protein of 177 amino acids. Gene Ontology annotation, molecular function: GTPase activity; GTP binding. The transcript has 2 exons. Gene Ontology annotation, cellular component: cytoplasm. The record is from RefSeq and is a predicted model, not a curated record.